AUGACAGGAAAAACAUUGUAGAGUUUAUUAUUGAUCAUCUUUGACUGACAGCUAGACAGAGUUAUUACAUGUGAAAAAAAAGCAAAAAUCAAAAAUCAACCUUAGUAUUAUUAACAUUGACUGCUGAAUUUAAAAUAAACAUUUAAAAUGGGAUGUGGGUCGUCUGCCCCUGUUAUCGGUGAAGCUACGGUGACAGAUGACGGAACACAAACAGAUCGUAAAACAGAGAAAGAAUUAGGUGUGAAAAAAUCGUCUAAAAAUAAAGUCAUACCAUUAGAUAGCAAUAGUAAUAGAGAAGAUCUGAAUUCUAGCAAUCCAGUACCGAAAUCAGUAGCAUUUGAAGUCCCAUUAGGACCUGAUAAGGAUAAAGCAGCUCUAUUUUUAGCGAAACCUCCACCAAGAUUAAAGAGAUUAGAACCUUUAGCAUUACCCAAACUAACACCAGAAAUGUUGGCAGAAAAACAGAAAUUAGCAGAUGAGAAGAGGUUACAGCAAUUAAAAAAGAAAGCCAGUUCAUCGAGUAAAUCAUCACGAAGGAGGAAAGAACUGAUGAAAGCAAAACAAUUUGAAAGAGAACAGACGUCCGAGAUCAUUCACUUGAAAGAUGAACAGAUGAAAUCAGCAGAAGAAAAACGAGUUGCUAGGUUACGAGAAAUUCAGGAAAAACAGAAAUUACGAGAAGAACGAGCCAAGAGAGCCAGAGAAAAGGCAAAAAGAUUAAAGGAAGCUGGUGAAGAUUUAGAAAUUGAUGUAGAAAAAGAUGAAGAAUACAAUAACAGUGAUGCCGACUCAUGGCCAGGUGAUGAGAACAAGAUUGAACGAAAAGAUCAGAGAGCCGAGUCUGGAUAUUCUAGUCCACAUAAACAACAACGAAACCCACGGGAACAUCCAAUGAGUGCCAGCACGGUAGAUAGCUUCGACACUGCCUUUACACGUCAACCCUCUAAAGCUUUACAGAUUGCACAAGACACAGAUAAUUUCUUUGAUAGCUGAUAAUAUUAUACAUCAGGGUACACGCUGAAUCAAAUUCUUAUUCUCAAGUGACUUAUUGAUCCAUAUUCACCAUAUCAAAUUAUAUCCUCCACCUGUGCUUUUGUAUUAUAAAUUAUCUCCCCUUAAUCUCUCCUUACAUAAGAGCUCAAAAAUUCAGUCAGCUGAAAAAAAGAAAUGUAAUGUAAAUUUCUAAAAGUGAAUUAUGCUUUGUACGUCAACAUAUCCUAAGUAUAAGUUGGCAUCAGAAGGACAUAAAAAAAUUUGCUUGCUUUCAUCAAACAAAAGUUCUUCUUUUGGGUUAGCGUGAGUCUGAUGACCUCGGACGUCUUCUCAAAUCAUUCCAGUUGACCCAGCUGUAAAUGGGUACUGAUAGUCCAGACUAGAUCGAUGUCAAGAGGUUUGAUCAAGGAUCAGCUGGUAGACAGAAUCCUCGUGAACCCAAGUUAUUAUCCUUGUAAAUAUAUGGUCUUUUUCUAUCUUUUUGGUAUAAUUUAUAAGGUGAAUAUGGAUCAUAAUAUUUAUUCUUGUAAAUAAUAUUUAUUUAUUUGUAAAAGAUGCAUUUGAAACAAUUUUAUUCAUU
Molecule: messenger RNA, 1573 nt
Organism: Lottia gigantea (owl limpet)
Lineage: Eukaryota; Metazoa; Mollusca; Gastropoda; Lottiidae
Exons: 8
Coding region: 148-993 (281 amino acids)
Source: RefSeq, a predicted model, not a curated record